AUGUUUUCGUAUGGCAAACGUUUCAUGCAAUUAAUUGGACCCGAUGUGAUUUAUUGGUUUCCAGCAUGUAUAUUAAUGGGAGCAGCUUUUGAAUUGUUUAAAAUAAAGUUCACAUUUAUGGGUGUGAACUAUUAUGCGGUAUUUAGGAGAAAACAAAUGCAACAACAGCUAGAAGAUUUAGAGAAUUGGCUGAAACAAAUGGAUGAGCUAUCUGCUAAAGCUGUACAAUCACAAAUUGAAGCGAAGAAAAAAAAAUGA
This is a messenger RNA of Acanthocheilonema viteae, 258 nucleotides long. Lineage: Eukaryota; Metazoa; Nematoda; Chromadorea; Rhabditida; Onchocercidae. The record is from the annotation of a GenBank genome assembly.